AUGGCCUACCAGACUGUGCGAAUGAACCUACAGUUCAUUGCAGAGAUUGUGAAGGGCUCCAACUCUAUUGUCGGUCUUGCAUUGUGUCACUUCACAGUGCAAUGCCAUUGCACAAUGUUGAGUGCGACAAUCCUAUUCACGCAUUCGACUUCACAGUUUUGGACAUAUGUAAAUGGUAUACAUAAUGUCUCGCUCUUUUUCUGUAAUUGUGCAACUGCCAAGACACGUACGAUCCAAAUCUUAUGCUCACGAUGGUACCCUGCAACAAAAACUGAUCCACAAACUGCCACCACCUUCCGUCUUCUCGACAAUUUUCAAAUGUACACUUUCGAGUCCAAAGGCUCUGCCUUUGAAUAUUGGCAGACACUGUCUCGCCUGUCAGACAAUAUGGGAACAAAACCGCCCAAGGACCGUUACGAGGCUCUCUUGGGAAUGAGUCGACAGUACCGACAUUUGCUAGCUCUCAAGCGAGCUGGUCGUGCCCACAAUGUCCGUGGAGUACUGGGUACGAAGCCUGGGGAGCUCGCUGUCCCAUGCCCUGCUUGCCCUCAACCUGGCAGAAAUCUCCCGCCAGGUUGGGAGAGUGCUCCUCCAAAUGACAGAUGGUUAUUUGCCUUGUUUCUUGGAAUCGAUGCAAACUUCCGAAUGUGCCACUGUAAUAAGUCAUCGGAAGAAGCGGAUCCAAGCCUGAGCACGGGGUGGGCGUACUUCGUGGAGGAAUCGAGCUUCAAAGGGCUGUUGGCCGAGCAUGCUGGACAAACUCAAGAGAAAAGCUCUUGUGCUAGCCACAAUGCGGUGAACUUGGCGGAUUCCAAGAAUGUGCACGGCCUCGCAGCGACAGGCAUUGGCGCUGUCGUCUGUGCGAGGCACAACUUCAAGCGGCCGUCUGCCGUUGGAGAUCUCCAAAAGGGCGAGAAUGACCUGGCGGUCUUUAAUAUAUCAUACAACAUUGUGUGCCAGUGGAGCAAACACCUCUGGACAUGCAUGUCACGCUAUCCUUCGACGCUUCAUUUUUCUCCUGGCAGCAAGACAAUCACAUUCCUCAUACCCAAGUUCCACCUCCCAGCACACAUUCCCGCUUGUCAAACCACCUUCUCAUUCAAUCUCAUUAAAGGCAUGGCCAGAACGGAUGGGGAAGCACUGGAGAGAGCAUGGUCAAAUAUUAAUCCCGUGGCAACCAGUACAUGUGAGAUGGGCCCUGGCUCGAGGUGGGAUACCCUUGACGACCAUUUCAGUGAUUGGAAUUGGCGCAAGGUCUGCAACUUCGGGCCCUUUCUCUUGCAAAAGUUGAAGGAAGCUAUCCCACAGCGGAACCAACAUGUGUUGGACCUGGGGGACUUCGAGGAGGCCAUUCCAACAGAGAGCCUUGCAUCAUGGCAUCAAAUGGUGGAAGAAUGGGAGGCUGACCGCUCCAAACCUAAUCCAUUCGAAUCGGCCGCUGUCCCUGUAACUCAAGCUUCUGUCCACCUUGAACUUUCGCAAGCUGAAGCGGAUCAGCUCAAAUGUGGCUUGGAUGUCUCCUUGCAUGCUGAAGUGUCGCCGAGUGUCUUAAUAGCAGCUGGAACAGAUCUGGAGGCGCAGCAACGCCGCCUUGCCUCUGAUAAGGCAGUCGUCGGUAUGCACUCCACUGAUAUCCAGCUUUCGGCCUUACAGCAGCGGACAAAUACUUUGCGCCACCGACUGGACCACUGGACUGACAACUUGGGCCCUGAGUCUGAGGAAGAAGCAGUCCAUAACAUCAAGUUGUGGCUACCUUCUGCAGUUCUCAGACUACCCAUGCAUUGCGAUACCAACCUCACACAGAUUGAGUGGCAGCUCCGUGUUGCUCAGGCUCACGAGGCCUUGCACGAACUUCAUCAGAAUUUGCGUCUCAAGUGCCACCUUAUGGGAUUCAAGAGAGAUUGGAUUAUGGGACAGCACGCUCACACACGAUCUGCACUCGAAGUUCUGGCUGAGGCGCUCUUGGAGGUAGAGUGGAUGAACCAGUUCCCAAAGCUGGAGAAAGAGCAAGCUGCCAGUGAAUCCCAGACUGAGGGACGGAGACUGGUGGCUAUCUCGUGGAUAUGGAAGCAGUACCAUGGUGCUGGGCAAGAAGAACUAUCCGAUGUGAUGCGUAUAGAGUGGUGUAAGGCGCGCGCACGGGCCAGCCAGUGGUCUGAGGAAGUCGAGCUCCUCCAGGAGGAAAUGCGGCGGGUGUCUGCCUUCUUGGAGUGGCAAACGGAUUGGUGGAAGGACCACGCUACCCCAAGGACAUGGCUAGAUGAGAUGGAGAACAAAGGGGCGAGUGCAUAUGCCCAUCAGCAGGCAGGCAUCCAUCAAGCAAUGCGUGCACGAUGCAUCUCCAUCUGGAGUGUCGUGCCUGGUCUUGUUGCUUUCUCUCUGGUCAUUUCACCCACGUAGGACAUUUUUGCAUAUGUUUUUGCUAUCUCAGUAG
Messenger RNA from Suillus clintonianus, 2434 nucleotides. RefSeq lists its product as uncharacterized. The transcript is spliced from 12 exons. The coding region runs from base 1 to 2400 and encodes 799 amino acids. The record is from RefSeq and is a predicted model, not a curated record. NCBI's taxonomy places the organism in Eukaryota, Fungi, Basidiomycota, Agaricomycetes, Boletales, Suillaceae.